Molecule: messenger RNA, 5032 nt
Organism: Lepisosteus oculatus (spotted gar)
Lineage: Eukaryota; Metazoa; Chordata; Actinopteri; Semionotiformes; Lepisosteidae
Gene: pdk3a
Product: pyruvate dehydrogenase kinase, isozyme 3a
Biological process (GO): regulation of glucose metabolic process; protein phosphorylation
Cellular component (GO): mitochondrion
Molecular function (GO): pyruvate dehydrogenase (acetyl-transferring) kinase activity
Source: RefSeq, a predicted model, not a curated record
AAGGACCAAUUAGAAAUGGUCUAGGGGCAGGACGAUAUGUUCUCAAGGAUGGUUGACCGGAACUUGGUGUACGUGCCGUUUAAUGCCACAAUGUAUCGCAGAAGACUGCCUAGAGGGCAUCAAAUGUAGCAAUAACGAAGUUUUUAGACAAUCUGGUAUAGCACCGGCUAGCAAGAAGGAGCACGGCCUGAUGACAUCGCCGGCUGUUCGUUUUGAUUGAAUUUCCCCCGAUUUAUUCCCAUCACUACAUCCAUGCAGUUUUACUGGAGGCAUCAUCAGUGAAAACAACAUUCAAUUAUGAGGCUGUUUCGACUUCUCCUGAAAAACAGCACUCCGAAGCAGAUAGAAUAUUAUUCAAGAUUUUCCCCCUCUCCGCUGUCCAUAAAGCAAUUCCUGGAUUUCGGCCGGGACAAUGCCUGCGAGAAGACGUCCUACAUGUUCCUGCGGAAGGAGCUGCCCGUGCGGCUGGCCAACACCAUGAGGGAGGUCAACCUGCUGCCGGACAACCUGCUGAGCCAGCCCUCCGUCCGGCUGGUGCAGACCUGGUACAUGCAGAGCUUUUUGGAGCUUCUGCAGUAUGAGAACAAGAGGCCGGAGGACCCCCAUGUGCUGGAUGAUUUCCUGGACGUCCUGAUUAAGAUCCGGAACCGACACAACGACGUGGUCCCUACGAUGGCCCAGGGAGUGAUUGAAUACAAGGAGAAGUAUGGAUUUGACCCCUUCAUAAGCAGCAACAUUCAGUACUUUCUGGAUCGCUUCUACACCAACCGGAUCUCCUUCAGGAUGCUCAUCAACCAGCACACUCUCCUGUUUGGUAAUGACACAAACCCAGCUCACCCCAAGCACAUAGGGAGCAUUGAUCCCACCUGCAACGUUGCAGAGGUUGUGAAAGAUGCGUACGAGACCGCCAAGAUGCUUUGUGAGCAGUACUACAUGGUCGCUCCCGAGUUAAAGAUUGAAGAAUUCAAUGCAAAGGCCCCCCAAAAGCCCAUCCAAGUAGUGUACGUGCCCUCCCAUCUCUUCCACAUGCUGUUUGAGCUGUUCAAGAACUCGAUGCGCGCCACAGUGGAGCUCCAUGAGGGCAAGAAGGAAGGCUGCCCUCCCAUCAAGACUCUGGUCACCCUGGGAAUGGAGGAUCUGUCUAUUAAGAUCUCGGACAAGGGCGGGGGAGUUCCUCUGAGGAAGAUCGACCGGCUGUUUAACUACAUGUACUCCACCGCGCCCAGACCCAGCCUGGAGCCGUCCCGGGCCGCCCCGCUGGCGGGCUUUGGGUACGGACUGCCGAUUUCCAAGCUGUAUGCGCGAUACUUCCAGGGUGACCUGAAGCUCUACUCGAUGGAGGGUGUGGGCACGGACGCUGUGAUCUACCUGAAGGCCCUGUCCAGCGAGUCCUUUGAGCGGCUCCCUGUGUUCAACAAGUCGGCAUGGCGGCACUACCAGACCGGCCCCGAGGCGGACGACUGGAGCAACCCGAGCAGCGAGCCCCGUGACGCCUCCAAGUACAAGGCCAACAGAUAACUCCUCCGCCACGCCCCCCGCGCCCCCGCACACCUGACAUGACGUUCCUAUCUCCAGCAGCGUCCAGCGUCCUUCACUCCUUGACAUUUCCAUCGUGAGAGCUGGUGGUCGGCAGCCGCAGGGCAGCGCGAGGCAGAGUGUCCUGGCUGGUGCUCAGGCGGAGCUCCUCCAGGGCCUCUCCGCCCGGCUGAGCGCUGCUCCUCCACUGCAGGAGCGUGACACAGUGUCUCCGUUUGUAGCGACCUCUCUCGUUUGCAGUGGGUUAGAAAAAGUACACUUGUUUUGUAAUGUGACAAAAUAGCGGCCCUUGCUGAAACUUUACACAUAGAUCUCUCUCUGUAGUGGUGUUUGUUACCUUUCCAAACCGAAUGAGAAAGUGCUGAGAUGCUGCAGGAGGUGAUGAUUCCUCUCGGAAGAGUUUGUCUCUGUCCUGUGUCGUCACGAGCCGUUCUGUCUCUGAAGCUGGCCAAGAGGCAACACGGUAUAGAAAGGUUUCAGAUUCUUUCCUAGAAAAACUCAUUUGCUGUUGAACGGGGGAAAAAAAGCACCUUAUGUUCGUUUUACGGAACAAUUUUAAUGAAUAAGAAAAAAUUGCACAGCUGUGUAUGCAAAUCACUAUUUUACAUAAAUAAUAUAUAUUGUUGGAAGUUAUAUUGAGGAUGAGAGUUUCAUAACAGAAGAUGUUUGAAACUUUAGUUGCACUGAUUUUAACUGUUGAUGUUUGGGGCAUUUUAAAGAAUGUUAUACAGUAGGUCUUCGUUAUUAUGUUUUUUAAGACCGCAAAAAGCCUAGCUGGCUGUUUCACUGCUGAUGUGAGGAUGGGACCAGUCCUGUUCCAUUGGCCUGCACUGCAGCUGUUCUUAGCAAUCGUUGCACCUUAUUUGAGCUCAGGGGAAGGGCGCAUACAGGAAGAACAGAGGACGAGUGUGCAGCAGUCGCAGAACAGUCUUCCUCUCUCCCUAUUGGCAUUCUGUAAGUUAAGUUCCUGCUGCUUCCGCUUUUGUUUAAAAACAAAAGAGCUGUUCUGCAUUCCUGCUCCCCACUGCGUCUCUCCUCAUAUCUGGAGCACACCUGGAUGCAGACCAGCCCAAGGUGUGUGCGCUCAGGAGAGUGGUGAUGCCAACGUUCGCAAGAAUGCGGCUGAAAUGGGAAUUUUGACUCGUGAAAGGCAGAGCUCGCUUUGAGACGGUCAUGAUGUGUGUCGCACACAUGGAGUGGGCCAGCAAUGCUGGAAAGUUGUUUAGGCAAAGGUAGAGACCAAGUAGCUACAUCAAGGCCCAGAGGAGAAUAUAUUUCAGGCUACAGCUGGGGUUGUUUCUCUGUAAGUUGUUCAGGUGUUCACGUGAGACAGUGGGCCAGUGUAGAAUACCACAGUGUGUAUAGAGUCCACUGGGCCAGUGUAGAAUACCACAGAGUGUGUAUACAGUCCACUGGGCCAGUGUAGAAUACCACAGUGUGUAUAGACUUCACUGGGCCAGUGUAGAAUACUGCAGAAUCUGUUUGUAAAUCACUCCGCAGUCUCUCAUGCAUCAGAGUUGUUCCUUAAUUGUAUGAAACUUUAUUACGAGCUAGUGAAUAAUUAUAUAUGAACAACGAGCAUUUGCUUUAUUUAAAUUAUGCAUUCAUUACUGUGUGACUAUAUGACCACUGUCAUUGGUUAACAAUUGCAGCGAGUUGUCUGUGUUUUUAGUACGAAGCUCAUGUUACGAGAGCAGAGAUCGUCUCAGGAUGACUCCCUGAGGCUCCACAGUGGAUUACUCUAAAGAAAGACCCAGAAUGGGAAAGAUGAUCAUUUGGUUUGGGUGUUUUACUGCUUUUCUUUUGCCUUUUAUUUGUAGUUUUUUAAGACCUAGAUUGUAAAACCAGGUUUUUAUUAUUGGUGUUUUAAACUGGGGCAGCUGACAGUUGUACUACCAGUGCAGUUAUUCUGCAUUUUACCACUUCAAUAGUGUUUGUGCAGGUCGUGAACAUUUUUAUUGUUGUCAGAUUGACUUGAUAUGGAAAUCUUACUGGGAAAUGAUAUUGUGUAAUUUAUAGAAAUUUGAUUAAUGAAAUGUUUUCUGCCUUGUUGUUAGGCUCAGUUGCUGAACUUGGUUUCCUGUUUUCCUGGUUUCCUGCUUAUUAGCACAACAGAAAAUAAGUAAGAGAGCCUUGUACCUUCAUUAUUAUCCUUAUAUUUUUAAUUAUUUUCUGCUUUUGUUUUUUAAUUAAGAUUUAUAGAAAAGUAGUGGGUAUCAUGGGAAAAUGCUGUGUUAAUUCUUAUUGGGCAUCAAUUGAAAUGCAGGUUAUUUCUUAAAUGCAAAAAUUGAAUUAUUAAACCUUUGCAUCUUUGCAAUUGUGCACACAUUAUUUUAGUCUGCUGGCAUAAACUUUGCUGUUGUUCAAUCAUGUCUGUGUUAUUGUUGCACCAGUAAAGUUGCAUCCAUUUUAUCUUUCUGUUGCUUGUGAGGCGUCAUCAGCAUAGCAGUGCAGUUAGAUCUGAGAAAGUUAUUGACCACAGAUUCCAUAACAUGGAAAAUGUAUGCAGCAAUGAAAGAAGCGACUUGGGUAAAGACCUCUCCAGCUUGGUUUUGUGCUCAGUUUUGUAACUGGUGCCUUUUUAAUUUGGUUAGUGCAGGUUGUGGAACAUUUGUAGUCAUCGCCACUUUUCUGCAGGAGAAACAAUGUGGUGGAGAGUUGUAAGAGUGCAAACACAGGUUACUACGAGUUUCUUACAUGUCACCACAUAGCAGGUCAAGUGCUUGUGCAGUGUUGUUCACACAGUGGCACCAUUUUCACUCCUCUGGGCAGGAUGCAUCACAAUUCCAAACACGAAAGCAAGAUAAUACUUUUUACAGAGGAAGCGGGCAAAUUUUCAAAUCAAUAAGCUACUCAUUGAAUCCCACCCUGGUGUAAGAGAGAUGCAAAAACAAGUUUUGUUAUUUUUUCAAGGAAGUUCAGAACUAGCUGUGUGCAAGGCUGUAGUUCUCAGCUUGGCCAACCCGGCUCAUUGGUGCUUCACAGCAGCCCCUCAGACUUCAGGAGAUGAAAAGAUCAGUGUUGGAAAGGCUGUGCGUGGGCUCUCGCACAGCAGAGAGCCUGGUGUCAGUCAAGAGAGGGUCUUCUCUCCCAGGGCUGCUGAGAGGCUGAAGUCUUUGGCUGAAUGUUAUGAGAAACAAUGCUGCGAUCUGGUGAGCCGGGGGGGAUGGUCUGGGAUUGACGUGUCCUGUACAGACAGGGAGCCCUGGAGAACGGCUUUCCUCUUGUCUGGCUGCUGCCUUCUUCCUGGAGGAGAAAUGCUCAGGAUCGUGUUCACAGAUGACGAGGAUGUGUUCAGGCGGCUUUGAUCAUUGUCACUCUGUUAGGGCAGUGCGGUAACAUACAACACGUGCAGUCUGUAUCAGCAGAGGAUGACAGUCUAUUUUUAUUGAUUACCGAUUUGCCAAAAAGGUUGUAGACAUGUUGCUACUGGUUUGGCCGAAAGAACAUGUUCACUGUGUUUUGGGACAAUAAAAAUGUAACAUUUCAAACAUGA